AUGCGGACGGCUUGGGGCUCGGGGCUGCCGCCGCUGUUGGCGGCCGCCGCUGUGCUGGUGCUGGGGGGCGGUGCGCAAGUGCGCGGCUCGGAGGACAUCGUGGUGGGCUGCGGGGGCUUCGUCAAGUCCGAGGUGGAGAUCAACUACUCCCUCAUCGAGAUUAAGUUAUACACUAAGCAUGGAACUUUGAAAUACCAAACAGACUGUGCUCCAAACAAUGGGUACUUUAUGAUUCCUCUGUAUGACAAGGGGGAUUUCAUUCUAAAAAUUGAACCUCCCCUAGGGUGGAGUUUUGAACCAACAACUGUGGACCUUCAUGUUGAUGGUAUUAAUGAUAUCUGCACAAAAGGAGGAGACAUCAACUUUGUAUUCACAGGGUUUUCUGUGAAUGGAAAGGUACUCAGUAAAGGGCAGACUUUGGGACCUGCUGGAGUUCAGGUUAUGUUAAGAAGCAUUGGGAAUGAAGCUCAUAUACAAUCUACUGUGACUCAGCCUGGUGGAAAGUUUGCAUUUUUUAAAGUUCUUCCUGGAGAAUAUGAAAUAUUUGCAUCUCAUCCAACCUGGACAUUGAGAGAAGCUAGCACUACUGUUCGAGUAACUAACUCCAAUGCUUAUGCUGCUGGUCCCCUACUAGUUGCUGGUUAUAAUGUUUCUGGUUCUGUUCGAAGUGAUGGGGAGCCUAUGAAAGGUGUUAAGUUUCUCCUCUUUUCCUCUUCGGUAGCUAGAGAGGAUAUACUAGGUUGCAAUAGUUCUCCAGUGGAUGGGUUCCAGUCUCAGGAUGAGAAACUGAUAUUUUUGUGCAGUGUUAUCUCAAAAGAAGAUGGCUCCUUCUCAUUUUUUUCAUUACCAAGUGGGAGAUAUACAGUGGUUCCAUUCUACAGAGGGGAAAGGAUUACUUUUGAUGUUGCUCCUUCUAGGUUAGACUUUACUGUUGAGCAUGACAGCUUAAAAAUUGAGCCUGUUUUCCAUGUCAUGGGCUUCUCGGUCACUGGCAGGGUUUUGAAUGGCCCAGAGGGAGAGGGUGUUUCAGAUGCUAUUGUCAUACUGAAUAAUCAAAUCAAAGUAAAAACAAAAGGCGAUGGCUCUUUUCGCCUGGAGAACAUAACCACAGGAACAUACACAAUUCAUGCUCAGAAGGAGCACCUUUACUUUGAUCCUAUUACAGUCAAAAUAGCACCUAAUACUCCUCAGCUGGCUGACAUCAUAGCCACAGGAUUCAGUGUCUGUGGUUACAUAUCUAUAACUCGAUUUCCUGAUACAAUCAAGCAGAUCAAUAAAUACAAAAUUGUGAUGACAUCUCAGGGCAGGGAAAAAUCUUUGAUCACAGCAGAGACUGACUCACGUGGAGAAUUUUGUUUUAAAGCAAAAUCAGGGAACUAUAAAGUCCAGGUGGUUGUGCCUGAGGCAGAAACCAGAGCAGGACUUUCUUUGAAACCCAAAAUGUUUCCUGUUGUUGUUACCAACAGGCCAGUGAUGGAUGUGACCUUUUACCAGUUUUUGGCCUCAGUUUCAGGGAAAGUCUCUUGUUUGGAUACCUGUGGUGACUUGCUGGUGACUUUACAAUCCAUAAGCCGUCAGGGGGAGAAGCGUAGUCUACAAUUAUCUGGCAAGGUCAACUCCAUGACUUUCACUUUUGAUAAUGUGCUUCCCGGCCGAUACAAAAUAAGUAUUAUGCAUGAGGAUUGGUGCUGGAAGAAUAAAAGUCUAGAGGUGGAAGUUACAGAAGAGGAUGCAUCAGGGAUUGAAUUUAGGCAGACUGGCUAUAUGCUAAGAUGUUCGCUUUCUCAUGCAAUUACCCUGGAAUUCUAUCAGGAUGGAAAUGGACCUGAGAAUGUGGGAAUUUAUAACCUAUCCAAAGGAGUGAACCGAUUCUGUCUGUCAAAGCCUGGUGUAUACAAAGUGACCCCACGAUCUUGUCACCGGUUUGAACAUGGAUAUUAUACUUAUGACACGUCUUCACCCAGUAUCCUGACACUAACAGCCAUUCGGCAUCAUGUUCUUGGAACUAUCACCACUGACAAACUAUUGGAUGUUACUGUGACCAUUAAGUCCUCAAUUGACAGUGAACCUGCCUUGGUUUUAGGCCCCCUAAAGUCCGUGCAGGAGCUCCGUAGGGAACAACAAUUGGCUGAAAUUGAGACUCGCAGGCAGGAAAGAGAGAAGAAUGGCGAAGAAGAAGGAGGAAGGACAAAACCCCCAGUGCAAGAGAUGGUGGAUGACCUGCAGGGUCCUUUCUUAUAUGAUUUCUCUUAUUGGGCCCGAUCUGGAGAGAAAAUCACUGUUACACCUUCAUCUAAAGAACUCCUCUUCUAUCCUCCUUCAGUGGAAACAAUUGUUAGUGGAGAAAGCUGCCCUGGGAAACUGAUAGAAAUCUAUGGAAAAGCAGGCCUGUUCUUGGAGGGCCAGAUUCACCCAGAGUUAGAAGGGGUUGAAAUAAUCAUUAGCGAAAAGGGAGCCACUUCUCCACUAAUAACAGUGUUCACUGAUGACAAAGGUAGCUAUAGUGUUGGACCAUUGCACAGUGAUCUGGAGUAUACUGUGGCGUCACAGAAGGAAGGAUUUGUUUUAACUGCACUCGAGGGAAGUGUUGGAGACUUCAAAGCUUUUGCCUUGGCAGGAGUAACUUUUGAGAUAAAAUCUGAAGAUGACCAACCACUUGCUGGAGUCCUAUUAUCCCUCAGUGGGGGUGUGUUCCGUUCCAACCUUCUGACUCAGGACAAUGGGAUGCUGACCUUUUCAAACUUGAGCCCAGGGCAGUAUUACUUUAAACCCAUGAUGAAGGAGUUUCGUUUUGAACCUUCCUCACAAAUGAUUGAAGUGCAGGAAGGGCAGAAUCUGAAGAUUGCCAUUACUGGUUAUAGAACAGCUUAUAGUUGCUAUGGUACAAUUUCUUCUCUAAAUGGAGAACCAGAACAAGGAGUUGCUGUGGAAGCAGUAGGACAGGGUGAUUGCAGUAUUUAUGGGGAAGAUACUGCAACUGAUGAAGAGGGAAAAUUCAGGCUUCGAGGAUUAUUGCCUGGAUGUGUAUACCAUAUCCAGCUCAAGGUAGAAGGUAAUGAACAUAUUGAAAGAGCCCUCCCUCAGCAUCGAGUAAUUGAGGUUGGUAAUUCUGAUAUUGAUGAUGUAAAUAUCAUAGCUUUCCGGCAGAUUAACCAAUUUGAUUUAAGUGGAAAUGUGAUCACUUCUUCUGAAUAUCUUCCUUCAUUAUGGGUAAAGCUUUACAAAAGUGAAAACCUCGACAAUCCAAUUCAGACAGUCUCUUUGGGCCAAUCUCUUUUCUUCCACUUCCCACCAUUACUUAGAGAUGGAGAGAAUUAUGUUGUAUUACUGGACUCUACACUAUCCAAAUCCCAGUAUGACUACACCUUGCCUCAGAUUUCUUUCACUGCCAUUGGAUAUCACAAACAUAUUACCUUGAUUUUUAAUCCUACAAGGAAAUUGCCUGAACAAGAUAUUGCCCAAGGAUCUUAUAUUGCAUUGCCUCUGACAUUGCUUCUGUUGCUAGCAGGUUAUAACCAUGAUAAGCUUAUUCCUUUGUUGUUGCAAUUGUCAAGCCGACUGCAAGGAGUACGAGCCCUUGGUCAAACUGCCUCUGACAUUGGUGCCCCAGAAGAUGUAAAGAGACAGGUAAAGAAGCAGAAGACUCGAAGGACCUGAAGAGAAAGACAUGUUACCUAGACUUGGACCUAGACCAGGCUGGAGGCUGAAGCAUUUUGGAAGCAAGGCCUCUGGCUGUACCGUGCAUUGGAUAAAUGAUGGAUUGCAGAAAACUUAAGAGAAAUUUCUGUUUAUUCCACAGGCCCCCCCCCCCCUCACUACAGCUGUACUUUCUCUUUCAAUUUCUAUGACCCCUUGCUGUUUUAAAAUCAAGAGUUACAUGAACGGACCCCCUUUCACUCCACUGAGCAUGUAUUUUGGAAUUGAAGAUAAUUUAUUUUUUGUCAUGGAAAUAUUUUAAGCUUUGCUGGUGAUGUGAGAAUGUAACUCUUACCUUCUACAUUAAUUUGCAAGAGGAAUUCUGGUCCAAUAAACAAGAUUCUCAGUUUCUUUAA
This is a messenger RNA of Vombatus ursinus (common wombat), 4052 nucleotides long. Its product is annotated as nodal modulator 1. Gene Ontology annotation, molecular function: carbohydrate binding. The record is from RefSeq and is a predicted model, not a curated record. Gene Ontology annotation, cellular component: endoplasmic reticulum membrane. The transcript has 31 exons. Lineage: Eukaryota; Metazoa; Chordata; Mammalia; Diprotodontia; Vombatidae. Bases 1 to 3657 code for a protein of 1218 amino acids.